Helianthus annuus (common sunflower) is the source of this 1761-nucleotide messenger RNA. RefSeq names its product 3-ketoacyl-CoA synthase 4. The coding region runs from base 71 to 1693 and encodes 540 amino acids. The record is from RefSeq and is a predicted model, not a curated record. The transcript has 2 exons. Gene Ontology annotation, molecular function: acyltransferase activity, transferring groups other than amino-acyl groups. Lineage: Eukaryota; Viridiplantae; Streptophyta; Magnoliopsida; Asterales; Asteraceae. Gene Ontology annotation, biological process: fatty acid biosynthetic process. Gene Ontology annotation, cellular component: membrane.
AAAAACACAUGUAAAGCAAAAAAAAAUAUAUAAAAGUGGGCCAUUCCUUAGAUUAUGUUUUCCUCCAUUCAUGUACACCACACUCCCAAUCCUCCACACAUUUUCCACCAUUAUUAUUUAUAAAUCUUGCCACACACUUUUGACUUCUCUCAAACCCCAACCCCUCACCAUGGCCACCGGAGAACUCACCACCACCACCACCGUCCAAAUCCACCACCGCCGCCUCCCCGACUUCCUCCAAACCAUCAACCUUAAACACGUCAAACUAGGCUACCACUACCUAAUCUCACACAUACUAACCCUAUGUUCAAUCCCCAUAAUAAUCAUAACAAUAAUGGAGUCAUAUGAUAUGAGCCUUAACGACCAGCUGCAUGACUUAUGGCAAGAUUUGCAAUACAAUGUUGUGAGUGUGGUGAUAUGUUCGGCUGUUUUGGUGUUCGGGUCGACUGUCUACAUUAUGAGGAGACCGAAACAUGUUUAUCUUGUUGAUUACGCGUGUUAUGGUCCUCCAAAUGAAUUAAAAGUUCCUUAUGAACGGUUCAUGAAGCAUUCUAGAUUGACUGGUGAUUUUGAUGAGUCGUCGUUGGAGUUUCAGAGGAAGAUUCUGGAACGAUCUGGACUCGGUCAAGAAACGUAUUUUCCGGAAGCGAUGCAUACUAUUCCUCCAACUCCCUCCAUGGCUGCCGCUAGGGUUGAAGCUCAGCAGGUUAUGUUUGGUGCAUUAGACACACUGUUUUCUACCACUGGAAUCAAACCAAAAGACAUAGGAAUUCUAGUGGUGAACUGCAGUUUAUUCAAUCCAACACCAUCAUUAUCCUCCAUGAUUGUUAACAAGUACAAACUAAGGGGCAACAUUAAAAGCUUCAAUCUAGGAGGAAUGGGCUGCAGCGCGGGUGUAAUCGCGAUCGAUCUAGCAAAAGAUAUGCUACAAGUUCAACGAAACACAUACGCUGUUGUGGUCAGCACCGAAAACAUCACUCAAAACUGGUAUUUCGGGAACAAGAAGUCAAUGUUGAUCCCCAAUUGCCUGUUCAGAGUUGGUGGAUCCGCGGUUCUGUUAUCGAACAAAUCUGUUGAUAGAUCACGAGCCAAGUACCAGCUCGUUCAUGUGGUCCGAACGCAUAGAGGAUCGGAUGAUAAGGCAUUUCGUUGUGUGUAUCAAGAACAAGACGAUAAUGGGAAGACAGGUGUUUCGUUAUCGAAAGAUUUGAUGGCGAUCGCUGGUGGAGCGUUGAAAACGAACAUUACGACGUUGGGUCCGCUUGUUCUUCCUAUCAGCGAACAGUUGUUGUUCUUUUGUACGUUGAUCGCGAAGAAAUUGUUCAAGAAGAGUAUUAAACCGUAUAUUCCGGAUUUUAAACUUGCAUUUGAUCAUUUUUGUAUACACGCGGGUGGUAGAGGUGUGAUCGACGAGCUGGAGAAGAAUCUCCAGCUAUCGCCGACGCAUGUUGAGGCGUCACGAAUGACGCUUCAUAGAUUUGGGAACACGUCGUCGAGUUCGAUUUGGUAUGAGUUGGCUUACAUUGAAGGGAAAGAAAGGGUUAGAAAGGGUCAUAGAGUUUGGCAGAUUGCAUUUGGGAGUGGGUUUAAGUGUAAUAGUGCUGUUUGGAAGGCGUUACGGACCGUAAAACCAGCUGCCCAUAGUCCUUGGUCGGAUUGUAUCGAUAAGUAUCCUGUCGAAUUGGUUAUGUAAGGUUUAUGGUUUAGGGUUUAAUCGAGUUAUUGUUUCCCAAUCGUCGGUUAUAGUAUGCGAUUUGAUUA